Molecule: messenger RNA, 2319 nt
Organism: Nezara viridula (southern green stink bug)
Lineage: Eukaryota; Metazoa; Arthropoda; Insecta; Hemiptera; Pentatomidae
Source: the annotation of a GenBank genome assembly
AUGGUGACCGAAUUAGCUGAAGAGUAUUGCCUGCCAUUGAAGAUGACGCAAACACCUGAUUUGGGCUUUCAUGCCACUUACUUUCUACCGAAAAAAGUAGUUUUCAAAAAAGAUGAUGUUCCUGACAUAUUUACUGAGGUGAAACAUAAAAACAGGACAGUACAUUUGCUUACCGACGAGAUGUUUAAUUUGAACGUGAGGAUAAAUAGAGCUAUGGAAGAAAUUCAACUUAUUACAAACGUGGUAAUCUACGACCUGGUGGAGUCCCUGAAGGGAGGCAUGAGCUACCUGUACAGGCUUUGCGACCGAGUGGCCGAACUCGACCUAUUAUCUUCCCUUGCGCAAGCGUCCUCGACUACGGACUACAUCAGGCCAGUCUUCGGCAGUCAGAUCAGUCUUGUCGGUGCGCGGCAUCCAAUCUUGGAUCAUCUGUGUCGAACCAAGCCGAUUCCCAACAAUUUCAAUGCCUCAAGAAGCAGCAACUUCGCGAUCAUCACAGGUCCUAAUAUGAGCGGGAAAACUGUCUACGUACUAACAGUACCAUUGAUCCAGAUCAUGGCUCAGGUCGGGUGUUAUGUUCCCGCCGACAAAGCAGAACUGCGAAUCACGGAUCAUAUUUAUGUCAGGAAAGGAACUGUGGAUAACAUGCAGAGCAGGCUUUCUUCUCAUGGAUCAGAGAUAAAAGAAUUAUGUUAUACCUUAAAGACACUGACUGGAAGAAGUCUAAUAAUUCUAGAUGAGUUAUGCACAAGCUGUUCAUGUCAAAAAGGAAUCUGCUUAGCGUGGGCCUUUUCCGAAGAGUUUUUGAAAACAUCUUGUUUUACUUUCCUGACAACACAUUAUCAUUAUCUUUGUAACCUGUCAAAGGUGUAUAAAAAUGUUAAAAACUUUCAUAUGGAGGCCAUUGAGAAAACGCCUAACGCUGGAGAAUCUUACUGGGAUCUGACUUUCACAUUCAGGCUUCUUCCUGGAAAGACCAAGAUGACUGAUUACGCACUUCGGCUGAUGAUGGCUUCCGCAUUACCAGACGAAGUGAAGCAGUACGCUUUAGCCGUGGCGAAGGAUAUAGCUCAGAGGAGAGAAAACAGUUUACCAGUCUGUGUAGUGGACGAUCCAGACACGGUUAAGGAAUUAGCGAAAAUUGAAAAGGUUGAAAACUUCAUGUCUAACCUCAAAGCUCUGUGUAUGACAGACAAGUUUACGCCUAAGUUGUUUCGAAGUUUGCAGAAGAUGAUUCGAGAAGAGAUUCUACCUGAUAUGAGAAGUGACGAUGAAAUUAGUUUGGAAGGAACAGACGAAACCCUUUCAACUCCUAAACAACAAACUGCAGUUUCACCUGAACCACAGAAUGUAGUUGAUGAAGCCGUCAAUGAGUACUUACAGGGAGAGGUGGAGGAUCAGGCACUGGAAAGAAAUAAAAACCUCCCGGGCUCAGGAGUCGAAGAAUCUCCAGCGCGCAGUAAAUUUCCUUCAGCAGAUAAUAUGGACAUGAAUGAGAAUAUGACAUAUUCAUUGAAUGAACGAACAGAAAACUGUAAUGCCAUAUUCUCUAAUCCUAGACAGCAAGAACUUCGUGAAGCAGAGGAUGAAGAUCAUUACAAUAUUAAUGUGAUGUAUUCAAACCUUGAUGAACUAAAACAUUCAACACCAAAGAACGCUAGGUAUGUUCCAAGUGAAGAAAAUGUGGAAUCAGGUAACGAAGAAGACGAUGCUGUCUUAUAUUCUGGAAUGGAGGAAUCGAAAGAUCCGAAUUAUAACCAAAUUGAAACAUAUGAAGAACAAAAUGACGACGUUCUUUAUCCAGGAAGGAACGAAUCACAAAAUGUUAUAGAUUUAAAUGGCAUGCCUUUCCCACCUGAAAAUCAGAUUGAACACAAUGAAGAAGAAGCGAACUAUGACACUGAAUAUUUAGAGCAGCAUACUCCGCAGAAUAUUAUAAUAAAUAACAGAACGGAUGAGGCCCAAUUUUUAGGUGCCUUUUCGAAUGAAAGUGCGCAUUCUUCAGGUGUGAAAAGAACUGAAGAAUCGAAGGGUAUUGUCCAAUUCGAAGCUUCACAAGAACUUCCAAACAUCUUCUCUAUCGAACAUUUCACGGAUUCUGAUGAAGAUUUUAAAGAUUGUGAAGAAAGCAGUGAAUUGAAUGACAGUAGUUCUUCAUCAUCCGAAGGAUCAUAUUACAUCAACAAUAAUUUAUCGUAGAUUUUAGUUUUAAUUUUAGAAUGUUAAUAUGUUCCUUUCCCUGUAAAAUAAGAUUUAGCGUAAAGUUAUUCUUUAACCAGUCCCUAAUGAAUAUCUUAUUAAAACUUAAACUUAUUUAGG